AUGUCGGUAUCAUGGCCGCCCCCAAACUCGCAGAAACCCCCCGACGACGAACCACUCCUGCAUUCCUUACAUCGGGACUCCCUUAUGAAUGGCCUGCUUCGAGCACCCUCCCGACCCCAUACUCCGAGUUCCUUCAAGUUGCGCAGUCUGGGCAGCGGCGGUUCCCAGUCCGGCCAACCUGUGGAGCCGGAGGCCGGUCUCGAUGAAGAUCCCCAGAUUGUCCGCUUUCGCGCACUCUUUCAGGAGACGGAGGAGAAACUUGCCACACUCUUCAAUGACGUCGGACAGGUCGUCGUCCCUCAAAAGCGCGUCCUUGCCGUUGCAUCACAGACGGAAUCCGCAUCCUCCUCGGCGCCCAUCCCUGCUCCUAUAUCGAAGAAGCGCAAGUUGGACGAUGACGACUACGACGAUUAUGACGAGGACGAGGACGACGAGGACGAGACUGCCGAUGCUGCAAAGGCAUCCCCCCUCAAGGACAAGCCGAACAAAGUGCACAUUGUCGCCGAUGCUACCUCGUCGCCGAUCCCGAGGCCCGCUCCGCCGGUGUCCAUCCCCUCCGAUCCUGCAAAGCCUCUCUCAAAGACCGGUUCAUUCAAACAGAAAGAAGAUGCAGAGGAUGCCCGGAAGAAGCUAGAAGAGUCCAAGCGCAAGGAAAUCGAGACCAUCAAAACAAUGUCGCGUACCAUGUUCUUCACCCUGGAAAACGACCGGGACGCCAUGUUAGAUCAACAACGUCUUGAUGAGGCGGAGCGGCGCGCCGAAGCAGAAGCCGAAGGCCAUGCAAACCGACAGAACGCCGCCAUGCAGCAAGGAAGUCUCAGCAAAGCCAACCUCGGCGCAUCCAGUCUGACCCUGAAGAACCUCAUUGCGCGCUUGGACGAACACCGGAACCUGGUGCACGCGACCGAGUCGGAACUACGCGCGCUCAUGAGCGAAGUUCGCAAGAAUCGAAGUAAAUGGGCAAGUGAGGACAAAGUCGGCCAGGAAGAAUUGUACGAAGCGGCGGAGAAAGUCCUGACUGAAUUAAAAGCACACACCGAACACUCGACUCCGUUCCUCAACCCGGUCAAGAAGAAGGACGCCCCUGAUUAUUACCUCAUCAUCAAGUACCCUAUGGACCUCGGCACUAUGACCAAGAAGCUCAAGCAGUUCGCCUACAAGUCGAAGAAGGAAUUCGUCGACGACUUGACUCAAAUAUGGAAGAACUGUCUCAAGUUCAACAGUAAUCCCGAUCAUCUGUUUCGCAAGCACGCGCUGUUCAUGCAGAAGGAGACGGACAAGCUGGUACCCCUGAUUCCGGACAUCGUCAUUCGAGAUCGCGCUGAAGUCGAGGCCGAAGAGAGGAGGCAGCAGAUCGCCAAUGGCGAGCUGGAGGCCGAGGCGGAGGAGAGCGAUGACGAACCCAUCAUGUCGUCGAGAGGUCGUAAAGCUCCCAAGAAAAGCGCCAAAAAGGGUGGCUCGACGUCACGAAAAGCACCUCCAGAAACUACUCCUAUCCCGGAAACGAAACCGGUCUUGCAAUCACUGAGCUCGGUACAGAACGGUAUCCGAGCCGAGUCCGAAGUUGACGGGAGUCAAGGUCACUCAACGCCCCCACCAGGAAUAUUGACGCCAGCGGGAGCUCAUGGGCCCGGAAGUGUGAUUGGCGCCGGAAGUGAAGGCAUGGACUUGGAUAUCCCUGCCUUACCUUCACAAGCACCAAUGCCCGAGUACGAAGACGAAGAUUACAAACUUUGGAAACAAAAGACCAAGAAAGAUCGGGCGUUACUCGCCGCUGCGCGGCACAAGCUAUUUCGCGGGGACAAAUUGAAUGUUGAAGAAACUGCAUUGCUGCGGAGCAAAGCAGGGAUGCGCAGGUGGCAGCGAAUGCGCCAGGAAGCUACUUCGAAAGACAUUGCCGAGCUCGGCGUGGAUGCAUCAGAGCGACAAAAAAGGGCUGAGAUCCAGGGGCAAACGCUGGCUGAAGGAAUGGAAGUCGAGGAAGAAAGCAUGCUUCCGGACUACUACGAUUGUCUCUCCGCGAUCCCAGACAUCGACCCUCGAAUGCGGUGGGAACAAGAUGCCGAAGGCCAGGUCAUUGCUCACGGGGAGGAAUUCAUGCGUCUCGUCCCACCAGGCUAUUUCAUGGCACCCGAAGGCAAGCUUUCCAAGAAGAUAGACGCCAACAUGCGUCAAUUACAGGAUACCCGCAAGGUUGUCUCCAAGAUCGCCGUCGUCAAGCAAAUGCAGCUGCAGUCUCAAACCUAUCAGAACCAGUUUCAGAAGUACCAGGCCGAACCGUUCGUCGAGGCGGACAUCCCGAAUUAUGUGGUGAGUGAUGACGGGCCUCUGAUGGCGCCGUGGGUGUGCAAGGCCGCGUUCCAAAGGUCCAUUGGCAAGAUUUUCUUCCACGCCGGGUUUGAAGAGUUCCAGCCUUCAGCGCUUGAUGCUAUGACGGAUAUCGCAGCAGACUUCUUCCAGCGGCUAUGCACGGCGUUGGCAAAUUACAAGGAAGAUUACAAGAUCCCCGUCACGACGACGGUGACUGGGGCACAAGGUCAAAAGACGGAAACGACCUACAAAUCCCCAUAUACCAGCGAAGAAGCGAUCCUUCAUGCGUUACACUCGGGCGGAAUGACCAUGAACGACCUGGAACUCUACGCGCGCGAGGACAUCGACCGUUUCUCCGCCAAACUCAGUACCAUGCACGACCGGAUGAAAGCGCAUUUGACCGAUCUUCUCCGUCCGGCACUGACUGACGAAACGGCGCACGGCCAUGGUUCUUUCGCCGAUGGUGGCGAACAAUACGUCGGCGGCGACUUUGCGGGCGACCUGGACGAGGAUUUCUUUGGCUUCCGUGAACUCGGACUAGACAAGGAAUUCGGAAUGGCGAGCUUGACCGUGCCUUUCCACAUCCUGCAAAAUAGAUUGGGGAUGAAUAGCCAGGCCGUCGGACCGGUCGAUAUCGGGGAGUCGAUGUUCAAGGAACCGCAGCGCUGGCCGAGGAUCAGCCUGGACAAUGUGGAGGAUCAGAUCGGACUCAUGCGCGAUUGGUUCCAGCGCCGGCUGCGCGAGAAUGGAGAUCGACCACUCGUGGAAGAUCUGGAGUUACCGCUCAAGCAAAGGCCAGGCUACGGGCGGGCACGCGUCCCGGCAAGUGGCAAGAUUGGAGAGGGCACCCUUAAGAAUAAUAAUACGAGUCCCCAGAAGAAGGGCCCGGCGAAGGGUCCGAACGCCGCGAAGCCUACUGUCCCUGCGAACACCAAUGUGACGCCGGGGAAGAAAAAAGGCAACGCAGACGAGACACCCGUGAUGAAUGGCGCCGGCAACGCCACACCCAGUACGCCCGGACCCGGCGGAGAUGGCAGUCCCGAUAAGAAAGCCAAGCCGACGGUCAAGGGGAGGACGAUGACAACCACGGACAUGAAUCAAGCGGGUGAGAAAGAUAGUCAACCAGAACCUGCCGUCGAGGAUUUUGUCGUGGACGGCAUGAUGGAUGAUGACGCCGUGGAGGUUAAUGGCGUGGCUGAUGGCAAGGCCAACGGUAUCAAUGGGGACGGCGAUGCAAGCAUGAUGAGUCCGGAGAGCUUGUAG
Messenger RNA from Cladophialophora carrionii CBS 160.54, 3573 nucleotides. RefSeq lists its product as uncharacterized. Lineage: Eukaryota; Fungi; Ascomycota; Eurotiomycetes; Chaetothyriales; Herpotrichiellaceae. Gene Ontology annotation, biological process: regulation of transcription by RNA polymerase II. The transcript has a single exon. Bases 1 to 3573 code for a protein of 1190 amino acids. Gene Ontology annotation, molecular function: protein heterodimerization activity; structural molecule activity. Gene Ontology annotation, cellular component: SAGA complex; SLIK (SAGA-like) complex. The record is from RefSeq and is a predicted model, not a curated record.